This is a messenger RNA of Larimichthys crocea (large yellow croaker), 12035 nucleotides long. It is a transcript of the gene svep1, whose product is annotated as sushi, von Willebrand factor type A, EGF and pentraxin domain containing 1. The transcript has 50 exons. The coding region runs from base 702 to 11618 and encodes 3638 amino acids. The record is from RefSeq and is a predicted model, not a curated record. Gene Ontology annotation, molecular function: calcium ion binding. Lineage: Eukaryota; Metazoa; Chordata; Actinopteri; Sciaenidae.
UUUUCCUCCCUCACUCCUCCUCCUCCUCCUCCUCCUCCUCCUCCUCCUCUGUGUGUUUUUUUUAAAUGAUUUGGGGAGAAGAGGGGAACAAGCAUUCGGAGCUUGGCUGACAGUGCAGGCAGGAGCGUCACACAGGCAAACAGGAGCCUGAGGGGCAGUACACUGGGACCGGGAGAGGACUGAAGAGGCUUUAUGGAUCUGAUGCACAGACUUAAAGAUUGACCAACAGACAGAAGAGGCAGCAAUAAGGAGAUUUAAAGGACAUAUAGAUUUAGACAGACUCUCAACAAGCUUCAAACAACACAUUUACACACAGACACAGACUGUACAAAGAAGCAAGGGAGAAAAAAAAAAGCCAGAUAUACUGAUUUUAUUUUUGUAGAAAAGAGGAAAGACAGGCAGGCAGCUACCCUGUGAGCAAGUCUAAACAUUUUUCCAGACGGGACUGGAGUUUUCUUCCACUGGAGAGAGAAAGAGGCACAUUUUGAAUGAAAAGAGAAGAAUCCUCAUCUUCAUCCUGCAAUGCUUUUGAGGAACUCUGCACUGAACUGUUGCUGUCUGCUGUCCUGCAUGGUGACGCAGGCAUAGGACGCGUUUAUCUUCACUGAAUUCCUCUGUUAUUUCUCUACCAAGUCCUUCCUCGGCGCAGGUGUCGCGCUGACCGUCACUAUGUUUUCCCAAAGGCACUCUUUAACACUAUCAUGGACUACUUGCCUUUUGGUCUUGUGCAUCCUGGAUGUAUGGACCACAGCCUGGCCAGCCGCCCAACAGUCCCAACCGCAGCUGCAGUCCCACCGGUCCAGGCAGAUGUCACCCCUAACCUCCUCCCCGUCAGCGGGCAACCUGUCAGAGAGCGCGGAGAGCAAAGUGGAACGCCUCGGCCAGGCGUUCAAGCGAAACGUCCGCGAGCUGCGCGAGAAAAGCUCCUGCCUGGACCUGGUCUUCCUCGUGGACGAGUCGUCCAGCGUCGGGGCCAACAACUUCCUGAGCGAGCUGAGGUUUGUACGCAAGAUGCUCUCCGACUUCCCCGUCGCGCCGGAGGACACGAGGGUGGCACUGGUCACCUUCUCAUCCAAGACCCAUGUGGUGACGAGGGUGGACCACAUCUCAGCGCCCAAGUCCCACCAGCACAAGUGUUCCCUGUUCAACCAGGAGAUCCCAGCCAUCAACUACAGAGGAGGGGGCACCUACACAAAAGGAGCCUUCCAGAGGGCAGCGCAGAAGAUAGCAGAGGGGAAGCCGCUCGCCAGCUAAUUGUUGAGGAGUUUCCAGUGCAAAUCCUCCGUCACUCCCGCGGUAACGCCACCAAGGUCAUCUUCCUCAUCACCGAUGGCUACUCGAACGGCGGGGACCCUCGGCCGGUGGCGGCAGCUCUGAGGGACCGUGGUGUGGAGAUCUUCACCUUGGGCAUCUGGCAGGGUAACAUCAGGGAGCUCCACGACAUGGCCUCCCAGCCCAAGGACCAGCACUGCUACCUGGUGCACAACUUCGCCGAGUUUGAGGCCCUGGCUCGUCGUGCGCUGCAUGAAGACCUCCCCACGGGCAGCUACAUCCAGGAAGAUCUGUCUCGCUGCUCCUCUCUGUGCGAAGCAGGCAGGGACUGCUGCGACCUGAUGGCCAGCUGUAAGUGCGGCACGCACACCGGACAGUACGACUGCAUCUGCGAGAAGGGAUACUACGGGAAGGGCCUGCAGCACGAGUGCACAGCAUGUCCACCCGGCACCUACAAACCAGAGGGAACACCAGGAGGCCUGAGCACCUGCCUGCCGUGCCCCGACCUGCAGCACACCUCCCAGCCUGGCAGCACCUCCUUCAGUGACUGCGUCUGCAGGCCGGGCUAUCAGCCAAUAGGCAUGACCUGCCAGGUGGUGUACUGUCCCCCGCUGUAUCCUCCAGCAAAUGGCUUUUUCAUCCAGAACGUAUGCAACAACCACUUCGAGGCGGCCUGCGGCGUACGAUGCGAUCCGGAUUUUGACCUCCAGGGGACGGGCAUCAGACUGUGCCAGGCUGACGGCACCUGGUCAGGAACACCUGCCAGCUGCGUAGUCCGCUCCUGCCCACCCCUCGCUCGGCCCCAGCACGGCUUCCUGAGGUGCAACGACGGCGACGCCGCCUACAGGGCGGAGUGUCAGGUGGGCUGCGAGCGAGGCUAUAGGCUAGAGGGAGACUCCAGACUCACCUGCCAGGCCAACUCCCAGUGGAGUGGACCCCAACCUCGGUGUGUGGAGGUGCGUUGCCCUGCCAUCGUGACCUUGAAGAACAUCUUUCUGUCACCCCCUACGUGCGGGAAGAGGGCAGUGAUGCCGGGCGCCGCUUGCCUCCUCACCUGUCGUCAAGGUUACAGUCUCCAGGGAAACAGGAAGGCAGUGUGCUUGGCCUCUGGGAACUGGACAGCUAAUGUCCAUAAAGCCGUCUGUACAGAUGCUGAACCACCGUGGAUCCAGUGUCCCGUGAACAUUGUUGCAGAGACAGAUGAGCGACGCGGCACCGCAAACGUUAGCUGGAACGUCCCGACCGCCACCGACAACUCUAAAGAAGAGGUGGCGGUGCAGGUGAAGCCGGUGUACUCCCCUCCACAGCUGCUCCCCAUCGGAAAGGAAACCAUCACCUAUAUCGCGACCGACCGCUCCGGCAACCAGGCCAACUGCUCUUUCACCGUCACCGUCAUCGAUACGGAGCCUCCGGUGAUUGACAGGUGCAGGUCACCGCCCGCGGUCCAGGCCACAGACACGGAGACGGCGGUCGUUUGGGAGGUGCCACAGUUUUCCGACAACUCAGGUGGUCGCCUCACAGUGACCGGCAGCCACAGUCCAGGCUCUCGGUUCCUAGUAGGAGAGACUCUGGUCCAGUACACAGCUACUGACGCGGCAGGAAACAGCCGCACCUGCAACCUCACCAUCACUGUACAAGGGACGGCCUGCGAGCAGCCGUACGUCCCAGUGAACGGAGAGUUCAUCUGCUCUGAAGAAGAGGAGGGCGUCAACUGCACUCUUCAUUGUAAAGACGGCUACAGCUUCACUCAGGACGCCGUGCACAGCUACUUCUGCGCCUACAACGGCGUGUGGGAGCCACCCUACUCUGCAGACCGACCUGACUGCUCAGUGAACCGUAUAGCAAACAACGGCUUCAAGCCCUUUGAGAUGCUGUUUAAAGCAUCCCGCUGUGAUGAUGUCGACCUGGUCAAGUCAUUUACUGGGGAGUUUAACACCAAACUGGGAGGCAUGCUCCCCAACAUUUGCAGCAGCGACGACGUCACCUGCAAACUGGAGGUGAUGUCACAGGGUCACUGUCUCGAGUACAACUACGAUUACGAGAAUGGCUUUUCUAUCGUCCCAGGGGGAUGGAGCAACAGCUGGGGUCCUCAGGGCACGCAGGACUAUGCCUACUUUGAGUCAGGCUUCGCCACAGGUUCCCGGCAGCUCGCCAGACGACAGCAAGACAGCAGCGUGCAACCGCACCAGCGCACCAAGAGACACCGAAAAAUCAGAGGACCCACCAGAGACCAAAAGAUUCAGAUCUUUUUCAACAUCACAGCAAGCAUCCCUCUGCCCAUAUCGAGGAACGACUCAGUAGAAGUGGCCAAUCAGAAGAGACUACUGCGGACGCUGGAGCAGCUGACCAACCGUCUGAAGCGAACGCUGGCCAAGCAGCCGCUGUCCAGCUUCCACGUGUCCUCGGAGAUGAUCGUCGCCGAUCCCAAAUCUCUGGAGAGCAAGAGGGCCUUCCUGUCCUGCAGACCGGGCUCAGUGCUCAAAGGCAGGAUGUGUGUCCAAUGUCCGGUGGGAACAUACUUCUCCCUGGAACAUAACGAGUGUGCGAGCUGCUGGCUGGGCUCCUACCAGGACCAGGAGGGUCAGCUGGAGUGUAAGUCCUGCCCCGAGGAGACCUCCACAGCCUAUCUGCACUCCCGCAGCAUCACCGAGUGCAAAGGGCAGUGUAAGCCUGGUAGUCACUCUCUGAACGGGCUGGAGAUCUGUGAGUCAUGCCCGCUGGGUCACUUCCAGGCCGGUUUUGGCGCGAGGGAGUGUCUCGUCUGUCCUGACGAGACCUCAACUGUCACCAGAGGAGCAGUGGACGAGUCAGAGUGUGGAGUCCCCUGUUCGGCAGGUCAUUUCUCCCGCACCGGUCUGGUUCCCUGUUACCCUUGUCCUAGAGAUUACUACCAGCCCGAUCACGGCCGCUCCUACUGCCUGUCCUGUCCCUUCUACGGAACCACCACCAUCACCGGGGCAACCACCAUACAGCACUGCUCCAGUUUUGGCUCCAGUUUCCUUCCCAAAGAGGAGAGUGUGACUGCAGCUCCAGAGGUGGAGGUCAGUGAGGACUACCAAGCGAGCAGUCAGGUUUUCCACGAGUGCUUCCUAAAUCCCUGCCAGAAUAAGGGCACGUGUGAGGAGGUCGGGGCGGGAUACGUCUGCACCUGCAUGCCCGGAUUCACAGGUGCCAAGUGUGAGAUUGACAUAGAUGAGUGCGACUCUGCUCCGUGCCAGAAUGGAGGCCUGUGUAGGGACGGUAUGGGAGACUUCCAGUGUCAGUGCAAGCCUGGAUUUUUAGGCUCUCUGUGUGAGGCGGAGGUGAACGAGUGUAUGUCCUCGCCCUGUCUUAACGAAGGCGUGUGCGUGGACGAGGUCAACAAGUUCACCUGCAGUUGCGCCGGCGGCUUCACAGGCUCUCGCUGUGAGCUGGAAAUAAACGAGUGCCUCUCCGACCCCUGUCUGAACGACGGCUUGUGUGAGGACCUGACAGGUGGCUACAGUUGUACUUGUGCCGCCGGCUUCUCAGGGGACAGCUGCGAGAUCAACGUCGACGAAUGUUACAGCGUCCCCUGUCUGAAUGGAGGCACGUGUCUGGACGAGGUUAACGAUUUCAGGUGUCAGUGUGUGGAGGGCUACCGUGGUCGACUGUGCGAGGUGGACGUUGACGAGUGCGACCCGAACCCCUGCGUGAACGGAGCCAGCUGCAUGGACGGUCUGGGCUCCUACACCUGCCGCUGCCUCCCUGGGUUCAACGGAACCAGGUGUGAGACAGAAAUGCCGUCGGCCUUCAACUUGGACUUUGAGGUGUCUGGUAUCCACGGUUACGUAAUGAUGGACGGCGUGAUGCCGGCGCUCACAGAGAUCACCUGCACCUUUUGGAUGAGGUCAUCGGACACCACCAACUACGGCACACCUGUCUCGUACGCAGUGGAGGGCAGCGACAACGCUUUCCUUCUCAUCGACUACAACGGGUGGGUCCUGUAUGUGAAUGGUAAGGAGCGGAUCACUGACUGUCCUGCAGUGAACACAGGCCUGUGGUACCACAUCGGGGUGUCGUGGAGGAGCUGGGAUGGCGACUGGAGAAUUUACAUCAACGGGAAGCCCUCAGACGGAGGCAAAGGCCUGUCAGUCGGCACCACUAUCCCAGGCGGUGGGGCGCUGGUAUUAGGUCAGGACCAGGAUCAGAGGGGUGAAGGCUUCAACCCUGUCGAGUCCUUUGUCGGCUCCAUCAGCCAGCUCAACAUCUGGGAUCGUGUUCUCACACCUCAACAGAUCAAGGUCCUGGCCAGCAGCUGUCCAGCCUCUCAUGUGACCCACAGAGGGAACGUCCUCGCCUGGCCAGACUUCCUCACCGGGGUGGUGGGCAGAGUCAAAGUAAACCUUAACAGCAUUUUCUGUGCUGAUUGCCCCAAGCUGGAGAACGCAGUGCCCCACCUGCAUGCGUCCAGUGUGGAGCUGAGUCCCGGUGCCCAGGUCCAUCUGUCCUGCGAUCCCGGCUUCUACCUCUUGGGGGAGCCCGUGCUGCAGUGCCAAAAUAAAGGAGAGUGGAGUCACCCUCUGCCCAGCUGUGAACGGGUGUCCUGUGGGCCUCCUCAACCUCUGGAGAACGGCUUGUUUCAGGGGACUGACUUCCAUGCCAGCAGCUCUGUAGUCUAUCAGUGUAACGCUGGCUUUUACCUGCUGGGAGACACCAAGCUGCACUGCACCAACAGUGGAAAGUGGGCAGGAAAUCCACCGGCCUGCCUCGAUGUGGAUGAGUGCGCUCUUGGCUCUGACUGUGACGAACACGCUAGUUGUCAGAACACAGAGGGCUCCUACACCUGCACAUGUAUCCACCCGUACAGGGGAGACGGCAAAAACUGCACAGAGCCUGUGAAGUGCGAGAACCCCGGGUCUCCAGACUUCGGGCACAGAGAAGGCAGCAACUUUCUGAUGGGCGGCGAGGUUGUUUUUGGCUGCGACGUCGGCUAUGAGCUGAUCGGCUCGGCUCGCCUCCUCUGCUUAGAGACGGGAAGCUGGGAUGAUCCGGUCCCAUACUGCAGAGCCCUCUCCUGCUCGACACCAACUGUUCCAGAGAACUCCGUCAUGACUGGAAACAACUUCACCUAUGGAAGCAAGGUGACUUUCAGCUGCAUGAAGGGCUUCCUGCCUCAGAUCCCCUACGAGUUCCAGUGUCUCGCCAGUCUGAGGUGGAGCGGGACGCCGCCUGUCUGUCACCCAGUGACCUGUGGGGGGCUUCCGACUGUCAUGAACGCCGACUACACCAUCGACAAGAACACAUACCGGUCUAUAGUCACAUAUACCUGUGCUGAGGGAUAUAGACCACAGGGCUCCAUGGAAGUGGUUUGUGAGGCGACAGGGGAGUGGAGCAGGCCCGUUCCCCGCUGUGUGAGCAUCUUGUGCAGCGAGCCUCCGCCCCUGAGAGACGCUGUGACCGUGGGAGAGAAUUAUGAACUGGGAAACCAGGUGCACUACGUCUGCAAAGAAGGUUACACUUUGAUUGGCUCAGAGACCAGAGAGUGUCUUCCAAGCGGCCAGUGGAGUGACAGCUCUGCCCAGUGCGUCCCCCGCUCUUGUGGCACGCCGCCCGCCAUCGACCACGCCGAGCCCUACGAGGGCCACAAGCUGUUCGGCGACACCGCCAACUACUACUGCACCGACGGAUACACCGCUGGCAACAACUCCAAGAUGGUGUGCAACGCUCAGGGUGUGUGGGCGCCCCCCGACGGCAUGGAGGCCCCUCGCUGCAUCGCAAACUUCUGCUUACGUCCGCCCGAGCUACCCCACGCGAUUUUAGACUCGGUCAACAAGCCCAAAUACGCCAGCAACACCGAGGUGAGCUACAAAUGUGAGGAGGGCUUCAUGCUCAACACCACAGCCACGCUAAGAUGUCUGAUGGGAGGAGAGUGGGAGCCUUCGCCGUACGAUAUCCGCUGCGUGCCGGUGAGGUGCUCCAGGCCUGAAAGCAUCGAUCGGGGCUACGUGAGUGGAUCAGACUACAGUUUUGGAGCCGUGGUGGCAUACGGCUGCGAGAAAGGCUUCGGAAUCCGAGGGGAGAAGAAGAGGACCUGCAAGGCCAACGGAGAGUGGAGUGGAGUUCUGCCUACCUGUGGACCUGUGACCUGUGACGCUCCUCCUUUACUCAAUAACGGACACAUCGCGAACCUACAGGGCAUCCAGGGCACUAGAGGUCGAUAUAUCUUCAACAGUAAGGUGAUAUACGCCUGUAAUGCAGGAUUCAGACUGGUUGGUCGUCCAGAGCGAAUUUGCCAAGCGAACCGGCAGUGGUCCAACAGCGAACCUAUCACCUGUGUCCUUCUGACCUGUGACCCUCCUCCCGACAUUCUCCAUGGACAUUACAAGGGCUCUGAUUUCCAGGUGGGCCGAAAGGUGCAGUACGUCUGCGACGAGGGUUACGAGCUGGCCGGCGACGCCACCUGGACCUGCCUGAAGUUCGGAAAGUGGGAUAAGAGGAACAGCCCACGCUGCUCGCCAGUGCAGUGUCCAGAGCCGCCGCUGGAGGAGAACCACCUGGUCCUGAAGGGCGUGGACGCCGAAUCCGGAACAGUGGAACUGUCCUGCGAGGACGGCUACGUCCUGGAGGGCGCGCAGGUCCUCCGCUGCAUGGCGUCGCAGGAGUGGAACGCCACUUUUCCAGUGUGUAAGCAGGUAUUUUGCGGCGCCCUGCCUGAAGUGUCGUUUGGUGGCCCUUCCUCAUCCUCUCCCCCGUUCCCUUUCAGCUCCGUGGUGAGCUACACAUGCAUGGACGGCUUUACUUUAAGGAAAGAGGGCUCGGUGUCCUGUCUAGCCAACGGGCAGUGGAGCAGUCCGUACCCAGAGUGUAUUCCAGUUGAAUGCCCUCAGCCUGUGGAGAUUUCUAAUGGUAUUGUUGAUGUCCAGGGUCUGAUGUACCUCAGCAAAGCGCUGUACAGCUGCAAGAGUGGAUAUAACUUAGUGGGAAACUCUACUGUCCUCUGUGGAGAGAAGGGACUCUGGAUUGGUGGGGUACCUUCUUGCCGCCCAAUCGAAUGCUCAAUCCCUAAACAGAUAGCCAAUGGAAGAGUAGUUUACACAAAACUCCAGUUUGGUCACAGUGUCACCUACUCCUGCCUUCGUGGUUAUCGUGUCCACGGCCCUGAGACACUAGAGUGCCUGGCCAGUGGGGAGUGGGACAUCGAGCCACCUGCUUGUGUGCAGAUAUCCUGCACCCCACCCCAACCUAUCGAGAACGGAUUCGUGGAGGGCCAGGAUCACAGCUUCGGCGUGACUAUUUUCUACAGCUGCUUUCCCGGCUUCCAGCUAGUCGGCCACGACCAUCUGACCUGCGAGGAGUUUGGCUGGUCUAGUUCUGUUCCCGUCUGCGUGCCCUCGGACUGCGGCCUGCCUCCUCACAUCGACUUUGGGGAGUAUGUAAGGGUGGGCGGAGACACUGGAACAUUAGCCUCACCUAUGGACCUAAACUUCCUUCACGGGACGUUAAUCGAGUACAGUUGCCACAAAGGUUACGACCUCUCGAGCCCCACCAGGUUAGUGUGUCAGGAGGACGGAGGCUGGAACGGGACGGCGCCCUCUUGUGUCCCGGCUGAGUGUGAAACGCCGCCCAACCCAGAGCACGGCUGGGUGAACGUGACCGACACCUCCCUCGGCAGCAUGGUUAGGUACACUUGUGAGAAAGGAUACGAGCUGGAGGGGGAGCCUGUGAGGCAAUGUCUGUCAGGUCGACUGUGGACUAAAGAUGCACCAGUUUGUCGACCCGUUUCCUGUGGCGACCCAGGUGCUGUUGCGAAUGGCAUAGCUCACGGACAUGCUCAUGUUUACCCCGAGGUCCUCGGCUAUGAGUGUAAUCGUGGAUUUGUCCUGAAGGGUAGUGACACUAUCGCCUGCCAAGCGAAUGGAAGGUGGAGCGGGCAGAAGCCUCGGUGUGAGCCUGUAGUCUGUGGUCCUCCUGAAGUCCCCAGUGAUGUUGUGUUUAAAGGAGAGGCGUUCAGUUAUAACAGUGAGAUAGAGCUGAGCUGUCAGCCUGGUUUCCUCUUACAAGGCAAAUCUAUUAGUGUUUGCCAGGCUGACGGCACCUGGAGCCACGAGUCUCCAACCUGUGUACUUACCAACUGUGGCAAACCCUCACCAAUACCCAACGGGCGAGUGUCGGGGUCAGAGUUUGGCUUCAACAGCAAGGUAAAGUAUGACUGCGACGAGGGGUACACACUCAACGGAGAGGCCACGCGUGUCUGUCAGUCAGACGGACUUUGGGACAAACCCGCACCUCGCUGUGACGUCAUAAGUUGCGAUCCGCCCGAGGACAUCAGUCACGGCUUCCUGAACGGCUCCAGCUUCAACUACGACGACGUGGUGGAGUACGUCUGCUUCGACGGCUACGAGGUAGUCGGGGACCCCAUCCUGCGGUGCUCCGCCCAAGGCUCCUGGGUGGGCACCGUGCCCGAGUGCCGGCCCUGCGUCUGCGCCCUCCCCGUGGUGAAAUUCGGGGCGGUUCUCGGCCGUGACCGCGCCUGCGGAGACCAAGUGCACUUCCAGUGCGACGGGGGCUACAAGCUGCUGGGUCCCUCUCAGGCCGUGUGCGAGAAGGGAGGGGUGUGGAGCCCCGGUGUGCCCAUCUGUGGCCGGGGAAGGUGCAGUGCUGCUCCGCCUACAGUUCCUAACGCUGUGCAGCAGGGCAGCAGUGCCACCUUCUCAGACACCAUUAUAUACAGGUGUCGGCCUGGUUAUCGGGCAAAGGGGCAUCCAUACCUCACCUGUGGAAGAGAUGGCAGGUGGGGGGAACCCAGGAUCAGCUGUGAGCCUGUCAGCUGUGGUAUACCUCCAGCUGUAGCCUACGCUCAGGUGGUGGGAGACACCUUCACCUUCCCGAAUCAAGUCACAUACAGGUGCGAGGACGGGUACAAACUGGCCACGCAGGCGGCCUCUCUCUCCUGCCAGAGCGACGGCACCUGGUCCAAACACAGCAUCCGCUGCCGCCCUGUGCCCUGCCUGCUACCCACCAACUUCUCCAUCCCUCACGUGGUAAUCACCGGGAAGGAGUUCACUCCUGUCGGAGGCACCAUCACCCUCUCGUGCCCUCCUGGUCUUUACCUGCAGGGGUCAGCGUUAGCUGAGUGUCAGCCGGGUGGAAGAUGGGCGCCGAGCAUCUCGUCAGUUUCCUGUGAGCUGGUGGUUUGCGAGAAACCCCCCCCUCUUCUUCACGGCGUCACCGAGGGGGACAGAUACAGCUACGGGGACUUUGUCGUGUACUCGUGCCUGCCAGGCUUUGAGAUGAAGGGAGACUCUAUCCAGACCUGCCAGGGAGACCGAACAUGGAGCGGCACCCAGCCAGUGUGUGUUGCACCGUCCUGUGGGCCUCCACCUGCAGUACAAAACGCACAGGUUCAGACAACAGGAGAGACUUACCCACACAACGCAAGUUACAUAUGUGAUACCGGCCUGCAUCUGGUCGGACCAAAGACUCUCACCUGUCUGGUCAACGGCACGUGGAGCCUCCCAGCACCCACAUGUGAAGCGCCGGCUAAAGGGUGCGACAGCCCGAAACAGGUGCCGCACGGCAAAGUGCAAGAACACAACCUGAACACGGGGCGAGCCGUGGAGGUGCUGUGCGAUAAAGGCUACAACCUGGUGGGAGAUUCCCUGGUGGUGUGCAUGGGGAGCAACACCUGGAGCUCCACGUUCCCCACCUGCCAACCCAAGUCCUGCCCGACUCCGCCGGGCUGGAGAGAGGACGGCAGCAGGAACGGCUCCCAGAGGGAGUUUUAUGUCGGACAGUCGGUCCGCGUCGCCUGUCCCAAAGGUCAGCAGGUCAGAGGCGGCGGCACCAUCACCUGCAGGCCGGACCAGACCUGGAGCCCCAUCAGCUCUGUGUGUGAACGGGUGUCCUGUGGCCCCCCCCUCCACGUGGCCAACGGGGUGGUGCGGGGGGCGGUGUUCCAGUUCGGGGACGUGGCGGCGUACUCGUGUUUUGGCGGCUACGCCAUGGAGGGCGUCGGAAGGAGCAGGUGUCUGGAGAACGGCACCUGGACGCCGCCUCCCACGUGCAGAGCGGUGUGCUGGCUGCAGUGCCAGAACGGAGGUGCGUGUCAGCGGCCCAACACUUGCUCCUGUCCUGAGGGCUGGAUGGGCCGACUUUGUGAGGAGCCGAUCUGCAUCCUGCCGUGCCUGAACGGAGGCCGUUGCGUAGCACCCUACCAGUGCGAGUGUCCCAGCGGGUGGACGGGCACGCGCUGUCACAGUGCUGUGUGUUCAUCGCCUUGUCUGAACGGAGGCAGAUGCAUCAGGCCGAACAGAUGUCACUGCAGUCCGGGGUGGAGCGGACACGACUGCUCCAGGAAAAGGAAAUCAGGAUACUAUCACUUCUAGAAAAGGUUCGGCUCAGCUCCAUGUGAAUCACCUUAUGAAGGGAACUCUUGUAUAGUUAACGGACACACCUGUAAACCAAUUCAUUCUCAUCUCUCCUCCGCAAAAAAAGGGCAAAGCAAGAACCAGUUUGUAAAAUAAAGCUGUAUUUUUUCAUAUAGAGACUCAACAGUAUUAAACAUAUGCUGCUAUAUACUUGUACGAUGUGUAAAAACUAUUGAUGUGAUUGUCCAAUGUAUAUGUGUAAACUAUUCUCACAUUUUUAUUAAAGCAUAAAAUACCCUUAAACCUUCCGUCUUGGUGCAUUUGAAGUGAAUUAGAACAGCACAACGCUCCUGUGUCUCAUCCUCAUUUAUUAAAUCCACAUAAUGUGACAAAGAACGUUCAGGUGCAAAGCCAAUUCCUCAUAAAAACUGAAUU